AUGUCGUACUUGUCGAAAAACUUUCGUGCAAGAAUUCCCGCACAAGAAGCCAUCGCUCAUCCCGACCUCUCCUCUACACACCACCAACAACUAGCCGCUCACAUUGCCAGUAAGCAGCCCGUGGGAGAUGCCAUGGCAUGGGUCGGCCCGUGCUUUCACAUUUCUCUGCCGUUACCAACAGUCACAGCCCCUGCACAGACUAAUCAAUGGCAUCCUCUAUCGAUCAGCCACCGUCGCGUGCACUUGCAAGAGUCGUGUGGCAACCUAGAUUUUCAAUUGAGGAAGAAUGAUUUUGAUAUGGGAAGGAUAGUUUUCGUCCUAGUUAGCAAAUCGUUAGGUCGCGUAUUGUCCCCAGCAGGGAAAGAAGUACUAAUCAAGGCAGUUUUGGAUGCCCUAUCGGUAUUCACAAUGGCCUGUUUCAAACUUCCUAUAUCAGUGGGGAAAGAAAUCUCUAGAAUGUAUGCACAAUUUUGGUGGAGCAAAGGAGAGAAUUAA
Striga asiatica is the source of this 495-nucleotide messenger RNA. NCBI's taxonomy places the organism in Eukaryota, Viridiplantae, Streptophyta, Magnoliopsida, Lamiales, Orobanchaceae. The record is from the annotation of a GenBank genome assembly.